Molecule: messenger RNA, 1474 nt
Organism: Tilletiopsis washingtonensis
Lineage: Eukaryota; Fungi; Basidiomycota; Exobasidiomycetes; Entylomatales
Exons: 5
Coding region: 290-1246 (318 amino acids)
Source: RefSeq, a predicted model, not a curated record
CUCCUCGUCUCUCACACACGCUUCCUGCGUCGCUCACUCUCAUCUCCAUCUGCACAGCAAUCUCCUCGGCACACUCACGCUCUGCUCGUGCCGUCUGCCUCGCUCCGUCGUGCACCUCCACUUCCUCGCCUGCCCGCGCCAGCCUGUCCAGAAGCCAGCACCGGCGCACACCGCCUCUCCGCCCACACCGAGCCCGCGUCUCUCUACGUGCGCCAGCAGGCCACAGACUCUUGGCUAGUCCUCUGCCUCAAAGGGGUAGCAGACCCGCGCCGCCAGGGGCACUGCCAGCAUGCAGCGCCUGCUCCGUCUUGUAGCGCUCGCCAGCGCCGCCUGCGCCGCGUCCAUCUCCACGCCGUCCUCCUCUCUCGACGCACCUCGUCGGCUCACCGCAGCCGAGCAGGCGGCGGGGUACAGCUACGCCUUCGAUGCCUCGCACGUCUGGCGCAGCGCGCCCGCGCAGCGCCUGAGCUACGCAGAGGGCCUGGGCAGCAUGGGCCGCAGGGACGGCUGGCUGGACCCGAGGCCGGGGAAUGGCAGCUUGCUGGAUCUGGUGGGCAACUCGAAGCGCGAGCCGAUCAACGCCAUCAUCUCUGCCAAGUCCGACCCGGCGGUGCUGACUGACGCUGGACUGCGCGACUACGUGCGAACGAUUGGCUUCUCCUUCGAGUGUCUCGACCUGCACAUGGGCGGCCUGCAGAGCGCCAACCUGGGCGACGGCAAUGGCUGGGUGCCCGAGCUCUUCGAGUAUCGGCAGGAGGCCUUCCCUGGCGCACCUGGGCGAUGGGUCGGCGCAUGCUGGGAGAGCCUGUAUGGCGGCAACCACUUCCGCGUGUGGAAGCAGAACGGCACGCUGGCCAACACGGGUGCCUGGUUCCUCGCCGUGUCGAAAGAGUACAAUCUGCGGCACCACCACAUGAUUGUGCCCGACGGCUACAACCUCGGGCGCAACCUGCUCGUCGAGGCCGCAGAGAAGGGCGGCAAGUGGAAGCAGUGGCACUGGAAGGCGCGCACCGAGUUUGUCGAGGGCCUGCUGGAGCCGGGAAAGGAGCCGCGCAUCAACCACAACAUCUCGCAGGACGGCCUCGUCGCCGUGCUCACCGUCGAGCGCUUCCUCGACGUUCCGGGACCCACGAGCGUGCGGUAUGAGCCGCCGUCUGGACCCGUGGCUGCACUCAAAGCAGCGCUGGGCGAUGGCGCCGCUUAUGCGCGAAGCAGGGCGAAGCAGAUCCGCCUUGGGAUGUGGUGAUCCCUGACGUCGUUGCCUUUGCGCUCUCUCGCAUACGAUUCUCCGCGUUGUCGUCACUUCAGACUCGAGCCACGUCAUCUCUAUCCUCUAGCUGUGCUCCUCAGCCCCCCGCGCGAUCUCCUGCUCCGUUCAAUGUAGAUUGUAUUUUGCUCAAGCUGCACCUGCCGCGCGGCGCUCUCUCAAGCACGAAUGGCAUCCUCGGCCACAAUGCCCUCCUUGGGCCAGUUC